Glycine soja is the source of this 1335-nucleotide messenger RNA. RefSeq names its product zinc finger CCCH domain-containing protein 31-like. The transcript is spliced from 2 exons. The coding region runs from base 16 to 1119 and encodes 367 amino acids. Gene Ontology annotation, molecular function: mRNA binding; metal ion binding. NCBI's taxonomy places the organism in Eukaryota, Viridiplantae, Streptophyta, Magnoliopsida, Fabales, Fabaceae. The record is from RefSeq and is a predicted model, not a curated record.
GACGCUGGAGAGAGCAUGAGACAGAAGGUGCUGGAGAUGAUCCGGUUCCUUUUUAUUACCCUGUAUCGUCCCAACUAUUUUCCGCUCUCCUUGCUCCAAAACCCCUUAUUCAGGGUCACCGCUGUUAGGGUUAGGGUUAGGGUUUUGCCGCACAUUCUUUCUCUAGCAAUCUUCUUCUACCACUUUCCCCUCAUUCUCUCUCUUAGUCUCUUCAAUUGUAAGUUUUUUGCGCUAGGGUUUCCUCUGCUAUCUCUUGUACUCGAAGCUCGUUCCUUUUUCCGGAUCUCGAUCUAUGGAUAUCCGCAAGAGGGGAAGACCCGAACCCGGCUUCAGCUUAAAUGGUGGAUUCAAGAAAUCCAAGCAAGCACUGCUGGUUGCCCAUUCGGUGAGGGCUGCCACUUCCUGCACUAUGUUCCCGGUGGUUAUAAUGCAGUUGCCCAUAUGAUGAAUCUAACACCUGCAGCACCUCUUCCACCAACAAGAAAUGUUGCAGCUCUGCCUCAUGUACCUAAUGGGUCUGCACCAUCUGCCGUUAAGACCCGCAUAUGCAACAAGUUUAAUACUGCUGAAGGUUGCAAAUUUGGUGACAAAUGCCAUUUUGCUCAUGGUGAAUGGGAACUUGGCAAACACAUUGCUCCAUCAUUUGAUGAUCAUCGUGCCAUGGGACCCCCUGGAGCAGGUCGUCUUGCUGGUCGAAUGGAGCCUCCUGGUCCUGCCGCAAGUUUUGGUGCCAAUUCCACAGCGAAGAUCAGCGUAGAAGCUUCCCUGGCUGGAGCUAUCAUUGGGAAGGGUGGUGUGAACUCAAAACAGAUCUGCCGCCAAACUGGAGCCAAACUUUCAAUUCGAGAGCAUGAAUCUGACCCAAAUCUUAGAAACAUUGAACUUGAGGGAAGUUUUGAGCAAAUCAAGGAAGCAAGUAACAUGGUAAAGGAUUUACUUUUGACCCUGCAAAUGUCUGCACCACCUAAAACAACCCCGGGUGUUCCUGGCGCACCUGCCUCUCAUGGAAGCAAUUUUAAGACGAAGCUGUGUGAGAAUUUUGCAAAAGGGUCUUGCACGUUUGGAGAUAGAUGUCACUUUGCACAUGGAGCUUCUGAAUUGCGUAAAUCAGGAGUAUGAACUUUAUUAGUGAAGCACAUUAGCCAGGGUUAUUAUUGUUGUGCAUUGCUACUUUAGCAGUACUGACAGGACUUCUGAAGUUAGUUUUGUUGUUGAGUCGCUUUACAUAACUUUUUUUGUUUUCCGAUUUCAAUUUUUGCUUAUAUCAUGAAACUGGUGUUUAGGUUACUCCAUUUAGUCCCCAAUAAUUCUAUGAAAAUAGUGUGGUUUUAGUUC